CUGCUUACUUUUUUUUCUUCUUUUAUUUAAUAUGGCGGAAGCAUUGACCGCCGACGGGACGUCUGAUUUUUUCAUUAUUCAGUUACGAAUCGCUUUAUCUCAAUAAUUUCGCGUGUAUGUGAUACAAAAGUGAACAUUAGAAGCUUGUGUGUUAUUUUUCAACAAAUAAUUAUUUUAACAGUGCGCUGAAAAAGCUGGGUCUUCUAUAAAAAUGUCUAAACGGGCAGCAUAUGGGGAUGAUGAGGACAAUCCACCCACACCGUCUGAUGACUCAGAUUUUGAUGAUGAUGAAGACCCAGAUAACUUGGAAGUCCCAGGCGGUGGAAAAACACUGGCAGCCGCAGCUCAACUGGGGAACAAGCCCAAAGGCUCAGCGGCACCGAUGCCCGUCACAGUCAGAGCUACUACAAAUCCGUUAGCUGCUGCAUCAGGAGUAGCGUUCGGUCAGGUGGCCAACCAAGUGAAGCCAAUCAAGAUAUCUGCCAGUUCCUUGUCCAAACCUAUCAAUCUCGGCGCCUUGCCUCGCGGUGGUGCUGCCGCGCCGUCGCCCUUCGCGGCGGGUUCGUCGGCCGCGUACAGCGCCGCCUCGCUGCUCGCGCAGAUGGAAAUGGCGGGCAUACCGGGCAUGAACUCGUACCUGCUUCAGAACCUGAAUCAGAUAUUGGCGUCGGGCAUGGGUGGGCCAUUGGCAGGCAUGCUUGGACAGUUUGCACAGCUCACCACGCCUAAUUGGGGGCCUAAAGCUGGCCUCUUUCCGCAAGACAAGAUGCCUGGCGACGAGGAGGAGGUGGACGACGAAGAGAUGGGCGUGGCAGAGACGUACGCCGACUACAUGCCUACGAAACUGAAACUCGGCCGCAAGCACCCCGACCCUGUCGUAGAGACAGCCUCGCUCUCCUCCGUGGAGCCCAUCGACGUGCACUACAGCCUCAGCUUACCCGACGAGACGAUACGGAACGGGUUGUUAUCCGCUCUGCAGUUGGAAGCCGUCGUGUACACAGCGCAGGCGCACGAGCACACGCUGCCGGACGGCACGAGGGCCGGGUUCCUUAUAGGUGACGGCGCUGGUGUGGGCAAAGGCCGAACCAUCGCCGGCAUAAUCUUCGAGAACUACCUGAAGGGCCGCAAGCGCGCCAUCUGGGUGUCAGUCUCCAACGACUUGAAGUACGACGCGGAGAGAGACCUGAGGGACAUCGGGGCGGGGAAGAUUGAAGUUCACCCUCUAAAUAAGUUCAAAUACGCAAAGAUCUCAUCGGCGGUGAACGGGAACGUUAAGAAAGGCGUCGUAUUCUGUACAUACUCGGCGCUGAUCGGCGAGACGCAGUCGAACACCACCAAGUACAGGACGAGGCUCAAGCAGCUGCUGCAGUGGUGCGGGGAGGACUUCGACGGAUGCAUCGUAUUCGACGAAUGCCACAAAGCGAAGAACCUCUGCCCCGUCGGCUCAGGCAAGGCCACAAAGACCGGCCUUACCGCCCUAGAGCUACAAAACAAACUCCCCAAGGCUCGCGUAGUAUACGCUUCGGCCACGGGUGCGUCUGAACCAAGGAACAUGGCCUAUAUGGUCCGGCUUGGUAUAUGGGGCGAGGGAACACCCUUCCCUACGUUUAUGGACUUUAUCAACGCGGUAGAAAAGAGAGGUGUCGGCGCCAUGGAGAUCGUAGCCAUGGACAUGAAGCUCCGAGGCAUGUACAUCGCCCGCCAGCUCUCGUUCCACGGCGUCUCGUUCAAGAUAGAGGAGGUGCCGCUAUCGGACGCGUUUCGUGAGACUUACGACAAGUCUGUUGCCUUGUGGGUGGAAGCCAUGCAGCGGUUCACGGAGGCCGCGGAGCUGAUCGACGCGGAAGCUCGCAUGAAGAAGACCAUGUGGGGACAGUUCUGGUCGGCGCAUCAACGGUUCUUCAAGUACCUGUGUAUCGCCGCUAAGGUGCAUCACGCAGUAGUAACAGCGCGAGAAGCGGUGAAAUGCGGCAAAUGCGUCGUGAUCGGGUUGCAGAGCACGGGCGAGGCUCGAACCCUGGACCAGCUGGAGCGAGACGACGGAGAGCUCAGCGACUUCGUCUCCACCGCCAAGGGCGUGUUCCAAUCUCUGGUGGAGAAGCACUUCCCCGCACCGGACCGCGAGCGCAUCAAUCGGCUUCUAGGCCUCGAGGGGCCUAAGAAGGCUCUUCCAGCGCCCACACCCAACGGCCGCACCCCUACAGCAUUGACUGUAACAGCAUUGACCGGGGAGUCCAGUAAGAGGAAAUUAACAUCACGACAACAAGCCAACAUAGCGGCAAAGCGAGCUCGCGGCGGUUCGUCUUCGGACGAAUUCAUUCGUGGAUCCGACGACGAAGGAGAAGCGGAGUCGGGUGACGAACGCAGGCGGUCCGACUCUGAGAGCGACUCUAAUCCAUUCCGCGCCGGUUCCGGCACGGACUCGGACACUGAACCCUGGAUGAGAAAGAAGAAGCCCCUCAAGAAGAAGAAAGCGGCGUCCCCCAAGAAGAAGCCGUCGACCACACAGGACAAGAUCGAGAAUAUGUUCUCCAGGAAGACCAGCACCACCGCGCCGACGGUCACCGUCGCGGCGCCCGGCGGCAUGCUCACAGGGACGCCCGUCGGAACCAAUGGACUCUAUUUGGGUCCAGCACGCAACAACCAGCCGCCGCCGCGCUCGGCCAUCGAGCGCGCGUGCAGCAUGAAGGAGGAGCUGCUGGCCGCCGUCGAGCGGCUCGCCAAGCGCCUGCCGCCCAACACGCUCGACCAGCUCGUGGACGAGCUUGGCGGCACAGAGAACGUGGCCGAGAUGACAGGCCGCAAAGGGCGCGUCGUACAGACGGAAGACGGUCAGAUCCUCUACGAGAGCAGAUCCGAAGCCGACGUGCCUCUCGAGACGCUCAAUCUAACGGAGAAACAGCGAUUCAUGGACGGCGAGAAGGAUGUAGCUAUCAUUUCUGAAGCGGCAUCUAGUGGUAUUUCCCUACAAAGUGACAGGAGGGCGCGGAACCAAAGGCGGCGCGUACACAUCACCCUGGAGCUGCCGUGGUCGGCCGACAGGGCUAUACAGCAGUUUGGUCGCACACAUCGAUCCAACCAAGUGAACGCCCCGGAAUACAUCUUCCUAAUCUCUGACCUGGCCGGCGAGCGGCGCUUCGCCUCCACCGUCGCCAAGCGGCUCGAGUCCCUCGGCGCCCUGACACACGGAGACAGGAGGGCCACCGAGACCAGGGACCUCAGCCAGUUCAACAUCGACAACAAAUACGGUCGGACGGCGCUUGAAGCUGUGAUGAAGGCUAUCAUGAAGUACGAAACGCCGCUAGUGCCCCCGCCGAGAGAUUACAACGGAGAUUUCUUCCAGGAUAUCGCCAGCGCGCUAGUCGGAGUAGGACUAAUAACCAACAGCGAAUCUGCGCCUGGGGUGCUCACGCUUGACAAGGACUACAACAACAUGUCGAAGUUCCUCAACCGGAUACUGGGCAUGCCGGUGGAGCUGCAGAACCGGCUCUUCAAAUACUUCACGGACACGCUCAACGCUGUCAUGGAGCAAGCGAAACGCAGCGGGAGGUUCGACCUCGGCAUCCUGGACCUGGGUAGCGCUGGCGAGUGCGUGCGGCGCGUGCGCUGCGUGCGCUUCUUGCGGCGACAUGCGACCGGGACCGCGCCUGUCGAACUACAUACCGUGCAUUCCGAGCGCGGCAUGGACUGGACGGAGGCGCUCGAAAAGCAUUCACAACACGACGGGCCUAAAGAAGGCUUUUAUCUAUCGGUAGCGCAACGCAACGGCAAAUAUACCGCCGUGUUAUGUAUCGCCGUAGGGAACCAGCACGCGAGAACGCAGACCAAGCUCAGCAAGAAGGAGCAGAUGUAUCAGAUAUACAGGCCUAACACCGGUCUCCAGCUACGCCUGGAGUCCCUCGCGGAGAUCGAGAAGAAAUACAAGCGGGUGGCGGCCGAGGACGCCGAGACGUCGUGGCGGGCGCAGCACGCGGCGUCGCUGCGGGUGUGCAGCCACGCCUACUGGCGCGCCUCCUGCAGGAACGCGGCUAGCUGUGAGGUGGGUCUGCGGCGGCGCACGUACCACGUGCUGUCGGGGUCGGUGCUGGCGGUGUGGGCGCGCGUGGAGGCGGUGCUGGCGCAGCGCUCGCAGCUCAACAAGAUGCAGGUCGUGCGCAUCAAGACCGACCAGGGACUCAAGAUUGUCGGCACGGUGAUCCCAAAGAACUGCGUGGACCCGCUGAAGGAGACGCUCUCGUCGGACGCCGUCAACGUGUCGGAGCAGUCGUUCGAGCAGACCGACCUCAAGUGAGGGCGCGGAGUCCGCGGCGCGAGGGCUGCAGGGUGAACAUGCACUUGUCGUUCAUGUACCACUGUUCAACUGGACAUAUACGUUGUUAACAACAACAAUUUAGCCUGUAAGGGCAUUUUCAUUUAACUGUGCACCUUUAACGGCCGGUUAGCAAUCAAAUCCCAUACCUUUUGUCAGGAAUGUAACGGUUAGACGCUACUGAAACACGAGUUAAGUCGCGCUUUAAAGUAAAAGUUAAAUGAAAAUGCCCGUAAACGUCCCACUGCUGGGCACAGGCCUCUCAAGCACGAGAGGGUUUGGACUAUAGUCCCCACGCUGGCCCAAUGCGUGUUGGGGACUUCACAUACACCUUUGAAUUUGUUACUGUUAAAUUGAUCACUAAUUCCCUGUACCACGCACACUCAAAUUGUUGUCGUCAUACAUAGUACCUACUGUUAAACUGGUCAUAUACGAUGUGGUACCAUUGUUAAACUGGACAUAUACGAUGUGGUACCAUUGUUAAACUGGCUAUAUACGAUGUGGUACCAUUGUUAAACUGGUUAUAUACGAUGUGGUAACAUUGUUAAACAGGCUAUAAACGAUGUGGUACCAUUUUCAAACUGGCUAUAUACGAUGUGUUACCAUUGUUAAAUUGUAUACGCGUACGUCAUCGUAACACGGAAACCAACAGUUUUAGACUUAUAUAGAUUGAGGAGUACCACUGUUUCACUGCUCAUGUAUGUGUACUGUGAAAAUUGACAGUUUUAAUAUUUGCUCUGGAUAUAGAUCGAGGAAUAAUUUUAUUCUAAUCUGACAGUACAGCGAUGACGCUAAAAAAAUGUGCGUACAUUACAUAAUUUAAAUUUCGCGUUUUGUUCCAUGGGUCUGAUGGGAAUGUUUGGCGAAUUAAAAUUAACGCCUCUUUAAUAUUCCAACUCAGUAUACUACCGCAACUAUCUAUAUAUAAGUGAAGGAAAAUAGGAAUAUAUACUUUAUAUACAGUCCUAUCCUCAUAAGGCCCAAGGUGCAUAUUUGUACUGUUUUGUUAAAUUUUUAAACAAAACAAAAUCAACUCUAUUCCCUACACUGUAGGUUCAAAUGUCAGUAACAAAAUUUGGAUUUUUCAUUUGUAUGAUUGGACCAUAGAUUAUUAUGUUCAUAUACCAAUAGACCACAUGACCAUCAGUGGGACCGCCUUUGCAAAAAGGCUCACAAAUAACAACAAUGUAGUUAAGGUUGUAACAGGUUAAAAUGUGACGUUCUCAAGCAAAAGGUACCACAUUGUCGCUUGCCUUAAGGACGCUCUGACAGGUUAUUCGUAUAAAGAUACGAAUCAGAAAUAUUUAUUGUAUAAACUGUGUGGGUACAAGAAGUAUAAUUGGUUACAUUUUUUGAUGAGUAUCUACAGUUUUACUCUUUUCGGGCAUACAGUCAACAACAGAGCUAUGAAUACAGGCAAAGUGCCAAAAAUAUGUAUACACGACCUUAAUGUACAGACAAUAAAGUACUGUAUACAUAUUUUUGACACUUUGCCUGUAUUCAUAGCUCUGUUGUUGACUGUACAAUUUAUUUUAUCUUAAACUAAAUUUAAAUACCCAUUUAGGUUUACGGAGUUAUACAAAUCUUUUAAAUUAUAAAAGGUUUUGUCUAUUUAAAGUUUUUUAAACAUCUUUUAAAAGUAUUUCCUUCGAGACUUUUUAACUCGUUAGGCAGAUGAUUAAUUACGAGCAAAUUUCAUCCUUAUGGUAAGCGACAAUGUGGUACAUUUUGCAUGAGCACGUCACAAAUAAUGGUACUUGGCAAUGCUCCAUGCAUUAUGACAGAAUCAUUCCCCAGACCUCGCUGGGUUCGGGACCGUGGACCAUGGAUAGGACGAUGGGCCAUGGUCGGAUGUGAUAGGCCUUGCCGUCGGCUUCGGCUCUGGUAGUCAAUUAUGGAUUCUUUGGUCCGUUUCUCGUUCAGCCUCCCGUUGUGUUCAAAUUAUGCGAACGCUUGACUUUAUAUGCCAAGGCUUGUCAAGGCCAAGAGAUAAAGUACAGUGCGACAGAAAAUAGUAGAAAUUAAAUAGAAUGGAACCAAACAUAUUCCAUGCUAAAACAAAAUAAAUAAUAGUACUACCGUACAGAAAGGAAACUUCCUGCAAAUGUGACAGUUACGUAGGAAGUGGCGCCCUCAAUAAUUUUCUACAAUUUCUUGUCGGACUACAAGUAGGGCCUAGGUAGGCUAAAUGUGGCUUUUCAUCACAGAAGGGUCCUGAUCCUUCAAGUGCUAAAGAAACUCCAAUAGAAAGGUACUUUAUUGCACAUGAAGCUUAAGGACUCUCCUUUGAUGGAAAGCCACAAAUGCUCAUAUUCUUCUUCUUCUUCCUCGCGUUAUCCCGGCAUUUCGCCACGGCUCAUGAGAGCCUGGGGUCCGCUUGGCAACUAAUCCCAUGAUUUGACAUAUUAGGCACUAGUUUUUACGAAAGCGACUGCCAUCUGACCUUCCAACCCAGAGGAUAAACUAGGCCUUAUUGGGAUUAGUCCGGUUUCCUCACGAUGUAUAUUGGCACACAAAUGCUCAUAUUAUUGACGUUAAAUGAAGAAUAAAAGCUGCAGAUUGGUGUCAUUGUUGGCUGUUACCAAGGGCAUGGAGAAACGAGUAAGCUUAUAGUGUUCACUCCAAACAUAGUUCAAAACCCAUUUAUAAUAAGUUUCAUUCUUAUUUAUAACUUGACUGAUUUAUAAGCGACCCUCCCCGGCUUCGCACGGAUUACACAAAAUCUUAACUAAUUAUCAGAGCUCGGCAGGGGUGAGCCAUUUUGACAUCACUUAUGUCAAGUGUAGAUAUUAAUAUAGAUACACCUUAGAAAGAAAUAUUAAAAUAAAACUUUAUUAAUUAUAAUUAAACUAAAAUGACAAUGCCUUAUGUACAAAUGAACUUUAAUAAUAGCAUAUGGAUGGAUAUACAUAUUAUUUGAAGAGGUUUACUAAAAAAGCUUGACGUAAAGAUCGUAGCGGAAAGGCAGCCUAAAUAAAAUAAUUUCUUUAGUUAUUAAAUUACACCACAUAUACCAUCGAAUGACAAGGCAUGUCCAUGUUGUGCAAACUCUGAAAACAGCUCACCCCCGCCGAGCUCUGCUAAUUAUACACCUAAACCUUCUUCAAGAAUCACUUUAUUGAUAGGUGAAAACCGCAUGAAAAUCCGUUCGGUAGUUUUUAAGUUUAUCGCGAGCAUACAUAGGUACACGCAAACGGACAGACGCGGCGGGGAACUUUGUUUUGUAAGGUGUAGUGAUAAGACUCAAACUUAAGAAGUAUUGUUUUAAGCAAGUUUAAAACUUAUUAAUCAUAAGUUUAAUCUCCCACACAACUUAUUAUGUAAGGAAAUCCGUGUUUGGAGUUAGCAACUUAGCAUUCUAAACUUAUUUAUUUCUCUAUCCCUAUGCCUGACUACUUUAGGGACGUCUGAAAUAGAAACGUGUAUUGCGAAUAUCAAACAUUAUAAUUUCGCAAAUAAAAUGUUCUUAGAUUUGAGAGUGCCAGUAUAAAGAUAACUGCAAGUAUAUUCCACAGAUAUGAAAACAAUAUGUCAAUAAAUGUGUGCUUUUACCCUACUUAGGAAGAUGUUACUGUAGAGCAUAAUUAUAUUCCAUCGUAUUUUCACGGAAACGUACGAGUGUCUUGUUAUUUCAGUCAGUCUCGGUACAAAAAGUAAUGAGGUCGACUGAAGUUGUAUGAUAAAUACGAACGUUUCCGAGAAAAUACGAUAGGAAACAAUUGUGCCGUACAUCUGUAGAUUUGUAUAACUUUUAUAUAGGGUGACAUUGACAAGGAAAAUUUGGCAAAUAUGGUCAAGUGUGUCCUCAGUCGGUAUAGCACGAGUUGCGUUCUCGCGCGCAACUCCAUAAAUCGAGCGCGCGCAAGUAUGGACGCAACUUAUGCUAGACCGCGUUUCCGCUAUCGAAGCCAAAUUUCGCUUUUCGAUUACUAUCUACUAGCGAGCUUUGGGAUUACAAUUAUGCCUAAUAAUAAAGCUGUUAUAGUAAUGCCCUCUCACUACUUACUACUAAAAUAUGUAUGACGUUAUACGAAUAAAGGUACCUUAUGGCGGUCGGCGCUUACGCUCUUAUUAACGACGCUACAAUACUAAUACGGUACUAUGCGACGUAAGCGCCAACCGCCAUAAGGUACCUUUAUCCGUGGAAUGUCACAUUUGUGUAGAAAAGAGACAACGUAUAUUGGCACGCGAAUGGUCGUAAAUUGUCAAUAUUUUUAUACAUUUUCGGCGUCAAUACGUGGCAUUCGCUUUAUUCCUAAGCUGACUAAUAUACCCAAUAUUGAUUAAUUAAUUUCAGAUUUGAUAGAAACAUGAUAUUAUUUAUGUAGCUGCCGAUCGGCGUUAGUACCUAUUAUAUUUAUAAAUGACUUACUAAACCCUGUUCAUUGUAUCUUAUUUCCAAGUAUUAGGGGCCGUUUUCCAACGGCCACGGUGGGCAGGGUGUAGUCGCGGUAACUGGCAUUCAGUUUCCUAUAAUAUAAUUAAUUGUUAGUGUAUGUCAUGCGUAUGCAUCGAUUAUUAGUUUUAUAUAAUUUUAAUUAUUUAUAGAUUUGUAAUGGCGCGUCCAUAUCGGCGUAGAAAAACGAUGUUCGACAUAAAGUAAAGACGAUAAUCAAGUAGAAUUUCAUAUAUUGACCCGACUGUUCCUAUCUCUAUCUCACGCGCAUAAUUAUAUUUUUGUCCCGUCGAUGAACCGGUCAAUGACACUGUACGAGCGAGACAGCAAUACAAUUAUGCGCGUGCGCGAGAGAUAGGAACAGGCGGGUCUAUAUACGAAAUUCUUCAUGCGUACUUUACUUGCCAAAACAGUUUUUUUUAUUUGUGUGGAAUAAUUAUUGUUCGGUUUUAAUAUGCCGGUGUGGACGCACCAAUAGACAUCAACUUGAUGUGUAGGGUUUUUUGACAAUUUUAUAUAGGAUCUAACAAAUUGUGACGCCAAGUAGUAGAGUUCAACCGGCGGCGUCUCUAAGAACUGAAAUGUAUGUUUAAUUUGUACAAAACGUAGCAAGUUAUUGUUUUAAUCAUAUUAUUAAUCUUAUUUUAUUAAAGUAUUCUGGUAAUCAACAUAGGGUAAUUCGCCAGUAACUGGCCGGCCUAACUGAAAAUGAAUUCUAUUCACCUAUAAAUAUAUCUCUAAAUAUAUCAUCUAUUUAUAGGUGAAUAGAAUUCAUUUUUGGUUUGGGGUGGCCAGUUAUAUACUAAAAGUGGCCAGUUACUGGCGAAUUACCCUACUCCAAUCAACGCGAUUUGUUUCUGACAGAGUUCCAUUAGCCUAAUAAUAAAUCAGUAUACGUUGAUUGUCUGGAUAUCUAGUUCCAACUCUGGCUAACACUGGUUUAAUCUAGUCUUUUUAAAUUGAUUAUUAGAAUACUUCCGAGAACAUACAAUAGUGCUUAUUUCCGGCUCGGUUUCUAAAUUAAACGUUAUGUAUAAAACUCUAAAGUCUAUAUUAAAAGUAGCCUAAAAGAAAUAAGCUCCUAUUAGUAUUUUUAAAUGAAUUGUUUCCUUAUUGUUUAAUCGUAUUAUUUGGACGCGGCAUAUAGCCUAUAACUACGUAAAUUGUAUAGAAUACAUUAUAUAUAGCGCGUGCAAUACGAAAAUGAACUCUAUUGAGCGGUGAUAAGGUAGGUAUCCCAUCGGCGUGGACUUAAUGAGAAGUAUAUUUUGUAUUUAGAUUAGUGACAUACGAGUUGGCUUAGGGCCAAUUAUAUAAAACUUAUAUUCGAAAUACACGAAAUUAUAUAUUAAGUUUUAACAUGUCCUUUACAAUUUAAACUUAGAUGAAAUGUCUUGGUCCCUUGAGAAUGACACAGCCAAAAGGUGCAUCCACACUGCAGUUAAGUUUUGUGGACCAACACUGUGCAACAGUAGGAAACAGGUUUUAUUCACAAGAGCUGGCACGAAUGGAAUGAGUGAAUGAAAAUAUUUGUGUGUAUCACUUUAGCCCAUUAGGGCAGUUCGCCAGUAACUGGCCACCAGUUAGUAAUUAGCCACCCUAAACUAAAAAUGAAUUCUAUUCUAUUUAUGAACAGAAAUAAUUUUAGUGGUGGCUAGUUAUUGAAGGCUGGCUAGUUAUUGAAACCUUAUACUAAAAUACUAAGAUGAAUUCUGUUUAUAGGUAAGGUAAGUAAUUUUUAGUUUAGGUUUAGGGUGGCCAGUUAUUGGUCGGUGGCCAGUACUGGCAAAUUACCCUAAAUGGUGACUCUUUAAAGUAAAAUUUAAGUAAAAUUUUAUUUAAUUUUACCAAACCUGAUUAAAUCGCGUGUAUUUCGAAUAUAAUAAUGAUUAGUGAUAUCGAAUCGAAUUAACCAAAUAUUUGAUAGUAAGAGCACAUGCUAGGUAAGGCCAAGUGUUUUUUUUUAUAAAAAUGGCCCUAACGCCAGCGACUAAUGGUAAUGAUUAUUGUUGUUAGCUGUCUGUAAUACUGCGAUAUCUGAUCAUGUGAUUAUAUCACUAGGUGUGCUGCGGAUUUACAUAGUUAAUGUAUUGUAGGAAUUUAAUCAUUUCAUUUCUAUGCUAUAUGUAUAUGAUACGUACAGCAGCAGAAGUUGCUAAGCAGGUCAGGUGUUAUAUAAUAAAGUCGUGUCAAGAUCAUUUUGAACACCUGGCCCGCUUAGCAACUACUGCUGCUGACUGUACAAACACAUGAAAUAGGCAUUUUAAUCAUAAUUUAAACGGAAUAUUUUUUAAUGCGAUUCGAAAUUAUUUACGAUUUUAAACACUUCUUGCCAUACCUACAUAAAAUUGCUAUAUAAAUCUGCAACACGCAUCUAUUAGUUGGAAUUGUUGAAUUCAUUGCGGUUUUUUUACGAGGUUAGUCUCUCGCACUGAUUGCGGGUAAUACAGGAAUAAUGUAAAAUAUUACAAUAUCCGCUCACAGAGUAGGGAUUAAACCGGAUACGCCCGGAGGACCAUUUGGAUUGAAGUAAAAAUUUUGUGAUUUGUGUAGUUAUCUGUAUUUGUCCCUACUCUGCGCCUAAACUAAAGUACUCAAGUCAUGGCACUUUAAAUCUCGUCUGUCUUCAUGAAUAAAGACAAAUAAAUGUAUAUAAAUACGA
Molecule: messenger RNA, 11367 nt
Organism: Cydia fagiglandana
Lineage: Eukaryota; Metazoa; Arthropoda; Insecta; Lepidoptera; Tortricidae
Gene: sno
Product: protein strawberry notch
Exons: 30
Coding region: 212-4291 (1359 amino acids)
Biological process (GO): regulation of DNA-templated transcription
Cellular component (GO): nucleus
Molecular function (GO): chromatin DNA binding; histone binding
Source: RefSeq, a predicted model, not a curated record